This is a messenger RNA of Coregonus sp. 'balchen', 28853 nucleotides long. NCBI's taxonomy places the organism in Eukaryota, Metazoa, Chordata, Actinopteri, Salmoniformes, Salmonidae. The record is from the annotation of a GenBank genome assembly.
AUGCAGAAGGUAGGCACUGAUGUGGAACACUUCUUAUGUUUUAAGAAGACAGUUGCCUCCUUUGUCAUGUGUUACAUUACGUCCAAGGUGGGUGACGAAAACACUGACUGGCUCUAUAGGCAAAGGGAGGGGAAGCCACCUCAUUCAGCUGCCAAAUCAGCUACGACCACAGGGCGUCUUUUUUCCUGUUUGCUAGCAAGAUGACACCAGAAUGAUACACCAUACAGUGGCUUGCGAAAUAUUCACCCCCCUUGGCAUUUUUCCUAUUUUGUUGCCUUACAACCCGGAAUUAAAAUUGAUUUUGGGGGGGGUUGUAUCAUUUGAUUUACACAACAUGCCUAACACUUUGAAGAUGCAAACUAUUUUAUAUGGUGAAACAAACAAGAAAUAAGACAAAAAAACUGAAAACUUGAGUGUGCAUAACUAUUCACCCCCCAAAGUCAAUACUUUGUAGAGCCACCUUUUGCAGCAAUUACAGCUGCAAGUCUCUUGGGGUAUGUCUCUAUAAGCUUGGCACAUCUAGCCACUGGGAUUUUUGCCCAUUCUUCAAGGCAAAACUGCUCCAGUUCCUUCAAGUUGGAUGGGUUCCGCUGGUGUACAGCAAUCUUUAAGUCAUACCACAGAUUCUCAAUUGGAUUGAGGUCUGGGCAGUGACUAGGCCAUUCCAAGACAUUUAAAUGUUUCCCCUUAAACCACCUGAGUUUUGCUUUAGCAGUAUGCUUAGGGUCAUUGUCCUGCUGGAAGGUGAACCUCCGUCCCAGUCUCAAAUCUCUGGAAGACUGAAACAGGUUUCCCUCAAGAAUUUCCCUUUAUUUAGCACCAUCCAUCAUUCCGACCAGUUUCCCAGUCGAUGAAAACAAUCCCCACACCAUGAUGCUGCCAACACCAGGAUGGUGUUUAAAUGUUUUAAAUUUUUAGUAAUUUAGCAGACACUCUUAUCCAGAGUGACUUACAGUUAGUGAGUGCAUACAUUAUUAUUUUUUUUUUUGUUUCAUACUGGGCCCCCGUGGGAAUCGAACCCACAACCCUGGCGUUGCAAGCGCCAUGCUCUACCAACUGAGCUACACGGGGCGAACUGAGCUACACCUCGUGGUGAUGAGAGGUUUUGGGUUUGCGACAGACAUAGCGUUUCCCUUGCUUAUUUUUUUCUUAAGCAAUGGCUUUUUUCUGACCACUCUUCCGUAAAGCCCAGCUCUGUGGAGGGUACGGCUUAAAGUGGUCCUACUGUGGAGCUUUGCAGCUCCUUCAGGGUUAUCUUUGGUCUCUUUGUUGCCUCUCUGAUUAAUGCCCUCCUUGCAUGGGCCGUGAGUUUUGGUGGGCGGCCCUCUCUUGGCAGAUUUGUUGUGGUGCCAUAUUCUUUCCAUUUUUUUAUAAUGUAUUUAAUGGUGCUCCGUGGGAUGAUCAAAGUUUCGGAUAUUUUUUUAUAACACAACCCUGAUCUGUACUUCUCCACAACUUUGUCCCUGACCUGUUUGGAGAGCUCCUUGGUCUUCAUGGUGUCACUUGCUUGGUGGGGCCCCUUGCUUAGUGGUGUUGCAGACUCUGGGGCCUUUCAGAACAGGUGUACAGUGAGGGAAAAAAGUAUUUGAUCCCCUGCUGAUUUUAUAUGUUUGCUAUCUGACAAAGACAUGAUCAGUCUAUAAUUUUAAUGGUAGGUUUAUUUGAACAGUGAGAGACAGAAUAACAACAACAAAAUCCAGAGAAACGCAUGUCAAAAAUGUUAUAAAUUGAUUUGCAUUUUAAUGAGGGAAAUAAGUAUUUGACCCCGCUGCAAAACAUGACUUAGUACUUGGUGGCAAAACCCUUGUUGGCAAUCACAGAGGUCAGAUGUUUCUUGUAGUUGGCCACCAGGUUUGCACACAUCUCAGGAGGGAUUUUGUCCCACUCCUCUUUGCAGAUCUUCUCCAAGUCAUUAAGGUUUCGAGGCUGAUGUUUGGCAACUCAAACCUUCAGCUCCCUCCACAGAUUUUCUAUGGGAUUAAGGUCUGGAGACUGGCUAGGCCACUCCAGGACCUUAAUGUGCUUCUUCUUGAGCCACUCCUUUGUUGCCUUGGCCGUGUGUUUUGGGUCAUUGUCAUGCUGGAAUACCCAUCCACGACCCAUUUUCAAUGCCCUGGCUGAGGGAAGGAGGUUCUCACCCAAGAUUUGACGGUACAUGGCCCCGUCCAUCGUCCCUUUGAUGCGGUGAAGUUGUCCUGUCCCCUUAGCAGAAAAACACCCCCAAAGCAUAAUGUUUCCACCUUCAUUGGCAAACUUCAGACGGGCCUGUAUAUGUGCUUUCUUGAGCAGGGGGACCUUGCGGGCGCUGCAGGAUUUCAGUCCUUCACGGCGUAGUGUGUUACCAAUUGUUUUCUUGGUGACUAUGGUCCCAGCUGCCUUGAGAUCAUUGACAAGAUCCUCCUGUGUAGUUCUGGGCUGAUUCCUCACCGUUCUCAUGAUCAUUGCAACUCCACGAGGUGAGAUCUUGCAUGGAGCUCCAGGCCGAGGGAGAUUGACAGUUCUUUUGUGUUUCUUCCAUUUGCUAAUAAUUGCACCAACUGUUGUCACCUUCUCACCAAGCUGCUUGGCGAUGGUCUUGUAGCCCAUUCCAGCCUUGUGUAGGUCUACAAUCUUGUCCCUGACAUCCUUGGAGAGCUCUUUGGUCUUGGCCAUGGUGGAGAGUUUGGAAUCUGAUUGAUUGAUUGCUUCUGUGGACAGGUGUCUUUUAUACAGGUAACAAACUGAGAUUAGGAGCACUCCCUUUAAGAGUUUGCUCCUAAUCUCAGCUCGUAACCUGUAUAAAAGACACCCGGGAGCCAGAAAUCUUUCUGAUUGAGAGGGGGUCAAAUACUUAUUUACCUCAUUAAAAUGCAAAUCAAUUUAUAACAUUUUUGACAAGCGUUUUUCUGGAUUUUUUUGUUGUUAUUCUGUCUCUCACUGUUCAAAUAAACCUACCAUUAAAAUUAUAGACUGAUCAUUUCUUUGUCAGUGGGCAAACGUACAAAAUCAGCAGGGGAUCAAAUACUUUUUUCCCUCACUGUAUAUAUACUGACAUCAUGUGACAGAUCAUGUGACACUUAGAUUGCACACAGGUGGACUUUAUUUAACUAAUUAUGUGACUUCUGAAGGUAAUUGGUUGCACCCUAUCUUAUUUAGGGGCUUCAUAGCAAAGGGGGUGAAUACAUAUGCACGCACCACUUUUCCGUUAUUUAUUUUUUAGAAUUGUUUUCAUUCCACUUCACCAAUUUGGACUAUUUUGUGUAUGUCCAUUACAUGAAAUCCAAAUAAAAAUCAAUUUAAAUUACAGGUUGUAAUGCAACAAAAUAGGAAAAACGCCAAGGGGGAUUAAUACUUUUGCAAGGCACUGUAUAAACGAAUUCAAACCUAUGCUGACACCACAGACGUGUGUGUCGAAGGCUGCAUCAUUACUGCUAGAACAGCCAGGCCACUCGUUUAUUUAAUUUUUUUGACACCACAGAGGCCACGUUCAAAGUGUAUGAUUGGUCAGAAACAGUAGUCCCAUUUUGCUUGGUCUAUCCUGAGUUUCAUGGUCUGUUGUCUGGAGUUUUAUGGUCUAUUGUCCAGAAUUGCUUGGUUUGUUGUCCUGAGUUUCAUGGCCUGUUGUCCUGAGUUUCAUGGUCUGUUGUCCUAUGUUUCAUGGACUGUUGUCCUAAGUUUCAUGGCCUGUUGUCCUAAGUUUCAUGGCCUGUUGUCCUAAGUUUCAUGGUCUGUUGUCCUGAGUUUCAUGGUCUGUUGUCCUAAGUUUCAUGGCCUGUUGUCUUAAGUUUCAUGGUCUGUUGUCCUGAGUUUCAUGGCCUGUUGUCCUCAGUUUCAUGGCCUGUUGUCCUCAGUUUCAUGGCCUGUUGUCCUGAGUUUCAUGGUCUGUUGUCCUGAGUUUCAUGGUCUGUUGUCCUGAGUUUCAUGGCCUGUUGUCCUGAGUUUCAUGGUCUGUUGUCCUGAGUUUCAUGGCCUGUUGUCCUGAGUUUCAUGGUCUAUUGUCCUGAGUUUCAUGGCCUGUUGUCCUGAGUUUCAUGGCCUGUUGUCCUGAGUUUCAUGGCCUGUUGUCCUCAGUUUCAUGGCCUGUUGUCCUGAGUUUCAUGGUCUUUUGUCCUGUGUUGAAGUAUCAGCUGGACCUUGUGUCUGCUUCAUGCUUACCAGUAUACGGUGUCCAUAUUAGGACAGCCUCAGUCUCAGCACCAGCCACAACUCAGACAAGGGCUCAUUACUAAAGCAAGGACGACACCUGCUGGGAGAGCUAGCGCAGUGUUUCUUGACUUUUGAAGGUACUAGACUGUUGAUAAAAUGACAUGUUAUAUACAAUGUGUAUGCUUUUGUCGAUAAAGUUAUACUGUAUCGCUAUACUCACAAGGAUUUCUGCCCAUAUUACACACUGUAAUAAUGUGUGGGUGAAUUUUUUGUCAAAAAUGCUUUUGACAGACAAAUGAAUCUGUUUCUAGGAAAAGACCACAUUUGACAGCCCUCGAUGCAAUCAAAUUGAAUUAAUGAAUUUGCGUUAGCAGCUAGCCUAUGCGAGUGUACGUGUGCAUGCAUGUGUGAAACUGCAUGAAUCCCUCUACUAUGAAAGAUUACAUAAAAAAGAUUUCAAUAAUAGGAUUUUCUUCACCUGGGGAUUUUAAACUGAAUCGUGUGUUCCUCAUCAAUAUGCAGUUAUAGCUUUUUUCAAACAUUUCAGCAGAAAGGAUGGGCACAUCCUCCAUUUGAACUGCAUUCACCCAACCUUAACAAUGGAAGUAGAGCAGGCUCUUAUUUGUCUCGCCUCAUCUUAAAAAAAUGUUUUAUAAAAUUUGAAUAAGUCUCAUAACUCCUUUCGAGGUAAGAAAACAAUUCAAGCUUUAAAAUCCUUCUUUAACCUGUCUCCUCCACUUCAUCUACACUAAUUGAAGUGGAUUUAACAAGUGACACCAAUAAGGGAUCAUAGCUUUCACCUGGAUUCACCUGGUCAGUCUAUGUCAUGGAAAGAGAUGUUUUGUACACUUAGUGUAUAUAAUUCAUUUAAAAGUCCAAAAAUGGAUGUACAAAUCCUAGAUUGUCCCUUCUAGAAUCUCUCAUUAUAAAUCACACUGUGCCAUCAACACCCGACACAGCAGGCCUCCACAAUUAAUAUGGGGGAAAGAGGAGAGAUCAUAAAGGAUGACAGGACUAAAUUGGAGUUAAUUUCAUUGAUGCCAUGGCCUCUGUAGCAAUUAGGCAAUACAUCAUGUGGCUGUUUGAACACUGUGAUUGCUCCCUUUUAAUUGAAUUUCAAACCAUGGUAGAACAGCACUCACAUGGUACACAGUGUAGCUGCUGUUGUCCCUCAUUGCUAUUAGGUGGUGAGCCUCAUCAGGAAAUGUGGGAAGCGUGUGUGUGUGAUUGAGUUUAUGUGUGUGUGUGUGUGUGUUUGUGUGCACAUGGUGUGUGUACAGUGACGCACCAGUGUAAUAUUACCAACUUUCAGUCAUAGCUGCCCUCACAGAGUAAUGGCUUCAAGCUUUCAACUAUAGAGACUAUAAUCCUAUUUCACUAUUACGCAUAGGUUCAAGUUUUCCGUCACUGCGACUGAUUUCUGUCAUAUAGAGUUCAACAUUUUGGGUAGUGUUAAUGCACUGCUGUAGGAACAGUCUCAGUUUGAACACCAACUUCGGUACAUUGCAAUUUACCGAUGGGACUUCGGUCUCAGUGGGUCUCUGAUAUUGGCACUGAAUAAGGGCAGUGAUGGAAGGAGGAGAGCUCUGGACCUUGUUGAAACAACAGGGAAAUAGAUAUGGAUUUUCAGGUCCCAGACUGCAUCAGCUGCAGAUGGGUGGCAAUUAAAUCCAAAGUAGUGCCACUGGAUAGGAGUAGGGGGAGGGUUGAUGUUGUUUUGGACUUUGAGCAAAUGCUUGGACUUAUCCGCUAUUUUCUAAGACUAGAUGGGUUUAGUUUGACCUCUGGUCUAGAAACCAAUCAAACCAAGUCAAGUAGUGUCAUGUACUAUGCGUGUGAUCAUGUCUUAUGUUAUGGGUGUGAUCAUGUCUUAUGUUAUGGGUGUGAUCAUGUCUUAUGUUAUGGGUGUGAUCAUGUCUUAUGCUAAUUGCUCUAUGUUGUUUUUACGUAUUUACAUUGCUGAAGAUAGCAAGUACCUUCAGGCUCAACCUUAAACUUGAAUAGUCCCCGCGAAAUUGUGAUUCGUACAAAUAAUCAGAGACGCAAAAACCAGCACACAGGAAGAAUUGUUCCUCAUAACCCUCAUAUCCUAUGUUUUCUGACAGACAUAUGUUUUGUUAUGGAUGUUGAGAGAGAUUAGAAAGGAAUGGAAGACACUAAUGCAAUACUAUUAUGACUGUGCUCACACCUCUGUAAACUUACAGGAAACAAAGUUAUGUCCUGGGUAUAAUUAAUCGAUUCCACCUAUUGUUUUCCCAUAGGUCAACGGGACAGAAAUUGAAUAUGAGUUUGAAGAAAUCACACUAGAGCGGGUGAGUUGAUGGACACACUCUGAAAGGACUAUUUAAAAGGACCCAGAGAGGACUGCAGUCAUUGAAAUUGAACGAGGGAUGCUCAUCUCAGUCAUUGAAAUUGAACGAGGGAUGCUCAUCUCAGUCAUUGAAAUUAAACGAGGGAUGCUCAUCGCAGUCAUUGAAAUUAAAAGAGGGAUGCUCAUCUCAGUCAUUGAAAUUGAAUGAGGUAUGCUCAUCGCAGUCAUUGAAAUUGAACGAGGUAUGCUCAUCGCAGUCAUGUCCCAUAAAGUGCUUCAUAAACUAGCGUAGUCGUUAAAUGCGACAGGCAGGAUAAGUUAAUAGGCCAAGUUAAGAGGCAGCUGCUGCCUAGGUAAACUGUAGGUGAGUAUGUUUAAAGUCAGUGUUAGUCACCAAACUACCUCUGCUACAUAUGUUUCAAAACGUCUUGACCCCACACACGCUAACUGACACCAUUUUGAAGCUGUUGGAGAAGCUAGAUGAAUUCACAAACUGCCAAAGACACAGUAACCCCAGGCUCAAGAAAGGGUUUCCAGCUUCAUGCACCAAUUUAAAAUUAAAAUGGGAAUGCCGUCACAGUUUGUUAUUCCGUUAUCCAAACUAAAACAGGAACCUGUUUAAUUUUCCACUGAAGCUAAUUGAUCUCAGCCAGGCAAGCUCAAUAACACAAACAUCUAAGUCCUGUGGGUGUUUUGAGCAGGCCAGCCCUUAAUUGGGACAUAACAUUUGCAUGAGAACAGCCAGGGAUAGCAUCCUCAAGGCUCACUGUUGAUAAGAGGAUUAGCUUGGUUGUAGAUGACAUUUUGACAGCUCGAAAGGACCUGAAACAAUGCAUUACAAUAGGGAAAGGUCAGUUCAGCCAAAGGAAGUGAAAGGUCAUCCAACAGCGGAGCCUGGAGCCUUUGGUGCAUACUGCACAGCUCACCCUCUCAGGGGCAAGAGCAGACAUAAACAGUGGCUUUGGGGCUAAUGCUAAUGCUACGUAUGUGCUAUUCAGGCUUCACGCCACAGGACCCUGUAUCUAUGCUCUCCACUUCCAUUGCCCUAGCUAGUCAAUGGGCUUAGAUUAUGAGUGCAGUUGAGUGAGCUAGCUAUCAUCACUUCCAUCUCAUCUCAGCCUGAUUGAGCUCUUUUUGUAUUUCUGGAGAGGGAAGCUUCCCCUGAGGGAGAACAGCGGCAAUUGUAUUCACCAUGCCCGUCAGCUCAGCCUGCAGGGUCAGUGGAUAUUUAGUCAAGAGAUGCCCCUACUCCCAUCAGUUAGCAAUUUAAUCAAAGCGUCCACACUCAUUUUGUAAGUGUGUCGAGGGGGAUUUGGCUCAUAAAACCGAUAGAGCUGGGUUGUUGUACAAAGAUGUCACGAUCGUCUGAAGAAGCGGACCAAUACGCAGCGCGUGGAGUGAACAUGAUGACUUUUAUUUAAUAAAGCAACCACGAAAAACAACAAAUGACGAUAGUGAAGUCCUCUGUAACACUGACAGAAACAUGGAACAAAAACCCACAAACCAAGGAGAAACCACACAGAAUAAAUAUGGCUCCCAAUCAGAGAUAACGAGCCGACAGCUGACACUCGUUACCUCCGAUUGGGAGUCAUAUGACUAAACAUAGAACAAUCACCAAACAUAGAAAUGAACAACUAGACUACCCAACAUAGAAAUACACCCAAACAAUGAAAAUGAACAACCCUGGCUCAAUAAUCAAAGUCCAUGGAGCCAGAGUGUCACAGUACCCCCCCCCUAAAGGUGCGAACUCCGGGCGCACCAGCAUACAGUCUAGGGGAGGGUCUGGGUGGGCGUCUGUCCAUGGUGGCGGCUCUGGCCCAGGUCGUGGUCCCCACCCCACCUUAGUCACUAUCCGCUUCCGUAGCCCCCUCCACCUGACCACCCCCCAACUAAACCCCACUGGAUUAAGGGGCGGCACCGGACUAAGGGGCAGCACCGGACUAAGGGGCAGCAACGGACUAAGGGACAGUACCUGACUAAGGGGCAGCACCGGCCUGAGGGGCAGCACCGGACUGAAUGGCGGAUCCUGGCUGGCUGGCUCUGGCGGAUCCUGGCUGGACGGCUCUGGCGGAUCCUGGCUGGACGGCUCUGGCGGAUCCUGGCUGGCGGAAGGCUCUGGCUGAUCCUGUCUGGCAGAAGGCUCUGGCUGAUCCUGUCUGGCGGAAGGCUCUGGCUGAUCCUGUCUGGCGGAAGGCUCUGGCUGAUCCUGUCUGGCGGAAGGCUCUGGCUGAUCCUGUCUGGCGGAAGGCUCUGGCUGAUCCUGUCUGGCGGAAGGCUCUGGCUGCUCCUGUCUGGCGGAAGGCUCUGGCUGAUCCUGUCUGGCGGAAGGCUCUGGCUGCUCCUGUCUGGCGGACGGCUCUGAAGGCUCAUGGCAGACGGGCGGCUUUGCAGGCUCAGUACAGACGGGCAGUUCCUGCGGCGCUUGGCAGACGGACAGUUCAGACGGCGUUGGGCAGACGGGCAGUUCAGACGGCGUUGGGCAGACGGACAGUUCAGGCCCCGUUGGGCAGACGGACAGUUCAGGCCCCGUUGGGCAGACGGCAGACUCUGGCCGUCUGAGGCGCAUCGUAGGCCUGGUGCGUGGUGCCGGAACAGGAGGUACCGGGCUGAGGACACGCAUCUCAGGGCUAGUGCGGGGAGAAGCAACAGGGCAUGCUGGACCCUGGGGACGCACCGUAGGCCUGAUGCGUGGUGCCGGAACUGGAGGUACCGGGCUGAGGACACGCAUCUCAGGGCUAGUGCGGGAAGCAGCAACAGGGCAUGCUUGGCCCUGGGGACGCACCGUAGGCCUGAUGCGUGGUGCCGGAACUGGAGGUACCGGGCUGAGGACACGCAUCUCAGGGCUAGUGCGGGGAGAAGCAACAGGGCAUGCUGGACCCUGGGAACGCACAUAAGGGCUAGUGCGGAGAGCCGGAACAGGGCAUGCUGGACCCUGGGGACUCACAUUAAGCCUAGUGCGGAGAGCAGCAACAGGGCAUGCUUGGCCCUGGGGACGCACCGUAGGCCUGAUGCGUGGUGCCGGAACUGGAGGUACCGGGCUGAGGACACGCAUCUCAGGGCUAGUGCGGGGAGAAGCAACAGGGCAUGCUGGACCCUGGGAACGCACAUAAGGGCUAGUGCGGAGAGCCGGAACAGGGCAUGCUGGACCCUGGGGACUCACAUUAAGCCUAGUGCGGAGAGCAGCAACAGGACGCACAGGACUCGGGAGACACACCGGAGGCUUGGGGCGUGGUGUAGGCACUGGUGGGAAAGGGCUGGCGACGCGCACCGUAUCCCUGGUGCGAGUGGCCGGAACAGGCCGGGCCGGGCUGGCGAAGCGCACCGUAUCCCUGGUGCGAGUGGCCGGAACAGGCCGGGCUGGGCUGGCGAAGCGCACCCUAUCCCUGGUGCGAGUGGCCGGAACAGGCCGGGCUGGGCUGGCGAAGCGCACCGUAUCCCUGCUGCGAGUGGCCGGAACAGGCCGGGCCGGGCUGGCGAAGCGCACCGUAUCCUUGGUGCGAGGGGUCGUAACAGGCCGGACCGUACUGGAGGCACACACCACUGGCUCUACCCCGGGAACUGGAACGGGCCGGACCGGACUGGAUACACACCUCAGUCUCUCACGCCGUGCCUCUACAUCUCCUUUCCCUACUUUGGCCAGUGACCCCCGUAACCUGGUUGCCUCUUGAAUUCGCCCCUUCUCUGCCUCCGUUAGCCCCGUCGUCCAAGCCAUGUGCCCCCCCCAAAAAACUUUUUGGGGUUGCCUCUCGUCCUUCCAACGAUGAUGGCCCUGCUGACGCCGUUGCUCCUCUCGCCGUCGCCUCUCCACCGUUUCGCUCCAUGGACGGCGAUCCAUCCCAUCCAGGAUCUCCUCCCAAGUCCAGGACCCCUUUCCGUCCAAAAUCUCCUCCCAUGUCCAGGAAGCCUUUGGAGCUGGGUCCUGUUGCCGCUUGACACGCUGCUUGGUCCUUUGAUGGUGGGUUUUUCUGUCACGAUCGUCUGAAGAAGCGGACCAAUACGCAGCGCGUGGAGUGAACAUGAUGACUUUUAUUUAAUAAAGCAACCACGAAAAACAACAAAUGACGAUAGUGAAGUCCUCUGUAACACUGACAGAAACAUGGAACAAAAACCCACAAACCAAGGAGAAACCACACAGAAUAAAUAUGGCUCCCAAUCAGAGAUAACGAGCCGACAGCUGACACUCGUUACCUCCGAUUGGGAGUCAUAUGACUAAACAUAGAACAAUCACCAAACAUAGAAAUGAACAACUAGACUACCCAACAUAGAAAUACACCCAAACAAUGAAAAUGAACAACCCUGGCUCAAUAAUCAAAGUCCAUGGAGCCAGAGUGUCACAAAAGAAACAUUGGCUUUAGAGAAUUAUGCAUUUUAUGCCUUUGCCUCUGUAUUGUGUUUGCUGGUUAUGAAGUCAUACAAAUCUAAAAAACUUGAAAAUUAUCCCCUUGUCAAAGUGAAUCAUGUGAACCUGUACGAAAGUUAAGUAAAAAAAAUGAUAUUGUCAAUUUACUUUUUUCAAACUAAAAAUUAAAUAUUACGUUAAAUGUUUAUUUCACUUUUGUUAUGUGAAUUAUUUAACAAACUAUUUCAGUGUCUCUGUGUGUCUCCCAAAAGGUUGUAAGUCUUUUGGGAUUUAAGUAACGGACAGAGUCCCGUUCUGCAUAGUCAGAGAUAUUUAUUCAUUGAGAAUUCUGAAACCAAAUGGUCGUACAAUAUUUUUAUAUGCACACGUCAGAGAAUCCCUCCCCUCUUUAGGCGGGCUGUAGUUUUCCACUGGAAAACUGCUCUCCUGACCAUCAUGUCACACACACACACACACACACACACACACACACACACACACACACACACAUACACACACUGUUCUUAUCUUUUCCUACUCCUUGCUCGGGCAGGCUGCAAACUUCAGUUAUCGCAUUCUCACAAUAUCCUGCAAGCCUUCCACUCCCCCUCCCUGUAUGUUUUGGGAACCAGUCUAUACUCUGUUGCUGGGAUAUAAACACAUUUGAUUAAUUAUCUAAGCUCUAGUAUACUAAUUAGCCAUACAUUAUUAGUUUAACUGAGGGUGUAACAUUUUAGUCAUAUCUUACUCACACAUUUCUUUUAUCAACUUUCAAAUAGUUUAUUUAGGAAUUAUUACUUUUUGCUAUAAAAGUAAGUUCGCACUAGUUUCUAGUAAGUUGGGAGCGUGUAUAAUGCAAUUUAGACAGAAUGUGGAAUUCUGGGAAAACAUGCUCCUACAAGAUAAUCGCUAAAUUGUCAAAUGAUUUUAAAGGUAGAGUCAGUGAUGCACAAAUUAACAGCAGUAUCAGGCUGACUUCCUGAUACACACUAUGUGUGUGAAGCGUGAGGCUAAACUUCUCUGCUGUUGCUGUUCACGUUGCAGCAGAUUUAAGAAUACCAACAAAACAGCAAUUUCAUUUUUAUGUUGGUAGGAUACAGUUUAACAUUAUAAAGAAAUAGAAGUGUGAAAGUACUGGUAGAUGUUUUAUUCAUUGUUCUUCAUGCUCUAUAGGGGAACUCAGGGUUGGGUUUCAGCAUCGCUGGAGGAACAGAUAAUCCCCAUAUUGGUGAUGAUCCAGGGAUCUUCAUCACCAAGAUCAUUCCUGGUGGUGCGGCAGCAGAGGAUGGCCGGCUAAGGUGAGUGCUAUGGAUUGAGCCCUUUACAAAUGAACACUUCACUCAAGACAUUGAGAUAGCAUUUAUACAAGAGCAUUUUGCCGUCAGAAUGGAUGGCUCGGGGACUCUCACCCAUCAUUUGAUCUAUACAGUGCCUUCAGAAAGAAUUCAUAACCCUUAACAUAUUCCACAUUUUGUUGUGUUACAGCCUGAAUUCAAAAUUGAUUAAAUAAAUAAAAAAUCUCACCCUGCUACACAUCCCAAAUUUGUUGAAAAUGAAAUACAGAAAUAUCUAAUUUACAUAAGUAUUCACACCCCUGAGUCAGUACAUGUUAGAAUCACCCUUGGCAGUGAUUACAGCUGUGAGGCUUUCUGGCUACGUCUCUAAGAGCUUUGCCCAUUAUUAUUUUCAAAAUUCUUCAAGCUCUGUCAAAUUGGUUGUUGAACAUUGCUAGACAACCAUUUUCAAGUCUUGCCAUAGAUUUUCAAGCAGAUUUAAUUCAAAACUGUAACUCGGCAACUCAGGAACAUUCACUGCCUUCUUGGUAAGCAACUCCAGUGUAGAUCUGACCUUGUGUUUUAGGUUACUGUCCUGCUGAAAGGAGAAUGAAUCUCCCAGUGUCUGGUGGAAAGCAGACGGAACCAGGUUUUCCUCUAGGAUUUUGCCUGUUCUUCCGUUUAUUUUUUUUGCCUGAAAAACUCCCCAGUCCUUAACAAUUACAAGCAUACCCAUAACAUGAUGCAGUCACUACUAUGCUUGAAAAUAUGGAGUGGUGCUCAGUAAUGUGUUAUGUUUGGGGCGAUUCCAAUACAACACCUUGCAUUCAGGACAAAAAGUUAAUUGCUUUGACACAUUUUUUGCAGUAUUGCUUUAGUGCUUUGUUGCAAACAGGAUGCAUGUUUUGGAAUAUUGUUAUUCUGUACAGGCUUCCUUCUUUUCACUCUGCCAAUUAGGUUAGUAUUGUGGAGUAACUACAAUGUGGUGAUCCAUCCUCAGUUUUCUCCUAUCACAGCCAUUAAAUACUUUAACUGUUUUAAAGUCACCAUUGGCCUCAUGGUGAAAUCCCUGAGCGGUUUACUUCCUCUCCGGCAACUGAGUUAGGAAGGACGCCUGUAUCUUUGUAGUGACUGGGUGCAUUGAUACACCAUCCAAAGUGUAAUUAAUAACUUCACCAUGCUCAAAGGGAUAUUCCAUUUCUGCUUCUUUUUUUUACCCAUCUACCAAUGUUAACCUUUCUUUGCGAGGCAUUGGAAAACCUCCCUGGUAUUUGUUGUUGAAUCUGUGUUUGAAAUUCACUGCUCGACUGCGGGACCUUACAGAUAAUGGUAUCUGUAGGGUACAGAGAUUAAGUAGUAAUUCAAAAAUCAUGUUAUUUACUCCUGAACUUAUUUAAGCUUGCCAUAACAAAGGGGUUGAAUACUUAUUGACUCAAGACAUUUCAGCUUUUCAAUUUUAAUUAAUUUGUAAACAUUUAGAAAAACAUUAUUCCACUUUUACCUUAUGGGGUAUUGUGUGUAGGCCAGUGACAAAACAUCUACAUUUAAUCCAUUUUAAAUUCAGGCUGUAACACAACAAAAUGUGGAACAAGUCAAUGGGUGGGAAUACUUUCUGAAGGCACUGUAUAUGUGCCAUGUUUUGAAGGCUCUACCCUGUAAUGGAUAGGCUGAAAGGGUUCGUUUUCAGAUUUCCCCUGAAUUUUUAUCUUACUUUGAGAGCUGUUCUUUGACAAUUUGUUAUAGAUAUCUACCAUUCACAUUAUCUUUGUUCGCCAUGUUAGUAGUGUGGGCUAAUGUUAACACUUCAUUGGAUUGCAUUUAUUCCAGAAACUAUCCCUAAACACCCCAAUAUAAAUCUCACGUGGUACUACGGCAGACUGUAUGCUAUAGCAGUAUUACGCCUUGUAGAAAUCGUUUUACCCUACUUGGAUGCAGAGUCCAUAUGAAAGUCUUCUUUAAGAGGUGGUGGCCAAAUAAUCAGUUCUAGAUUCGGUGUGAGUCAAGAGAGAAAUGCCACUUAGAGAAGCAAUUACCCUUGCCUGACUUUGGGGAGCUCUGCUCGGCUUUGGAUAAAUCACUCUGGCGUGUCUAAUGAAUGUUUUGUUUUCUAAGAUGUGCACAGAGACUAAUGCAUUAGUGGGAAAGGCCUACAGUCUCAAAGACACAAUGGGUUUUGACACUGUUUAAGCAUUAUAGUCAGGCACACUUUAUUUAUGGUUAUUUAUUCACUGCACAGUCUGGGGAAUGUAGCAUAACAUUACUUAUUCUAAGCACAUUGUUGCUCUUACGUUGUAGCUGAAUGUAAAUAGGAAAUACUCAAAAGCUUUGCUCUGGCAGCACUGUACAUAACAUAAGACUUUGGGGAUGCUUAGAGCACCACAUCAUUAGCAAGAUAACAGGAUGAAACUAAAAGGGAAGUUCAGGAUUUUACAACUUGAUGUUAGAUGGUUCCUCAGCCUGAAAGUAGUCUAUGGGCCAGGAUAAACUAUAAUCCAUGGUUCAGUUUUCCUUAACCAGCCACUACAAAUGUCAGCUAACUUUAGCCACCUCUAGCUAACAAUCAAUGGAUGUGAUAGGGGCAAUUGUGCCCCAAAAUGUGUUUGGGGGGGCAAAUCACCUUUAACAUCAAAUCCCAUAUGGAGUUGAUUUCAGUUUAUUUGGCCUUGAAAGUGACAAUGGCCAUGCCCGAAUACCCAUACUUGCGUUCUAAAUAGUAGGCAUUUUAAGUAUGCGAAAAGAAAAUGUUUUAUAAUAUGUGAAAUGUGAAAAUCGAGUAUGCUUUAAAUGCCAGGAUGUUAUACUCAUUUCGGCUUUUCAUCUAGUAGAAUUCGCUGCACACUUUUGAGGAAGAUAAUUGUCUUUCCAGGCUCACGUGUUUUUGACAACAGCUGAUAAUGAGAUGCACUGUAUCCAAAUGAAUGAAUGGCGGGAAUAAACGCAAUUGCGCAUUCGAUGAGGCAUUCUAAGGAUGGGUGAGCCUACUGUGUUGACAUUUUUUGCUUACUGCAUUCGUAUUUUUUUUAUAGUAUAUUAUUUUAUUUAAAAAAUAAAUAAAUUACCCCCUUUUUCAAUCUUGUCUCAUCGCUGCAACUCCCCAACGGGCUCAGGAGAGGCGAAGGUCGAGUCAUGCAUCCUCCCGCCAAACCGCGCUUCUUAACCCGGAAGCACCAAUGUGUCCCAGAAACACCGUCCAACUGAUGACCGAAGUCAGCCUGCAGGCACCCGGCCCGCCACAAGGAGUCGCUAGAGCACGAUGAGCCAAGUAAAGCCCCUCCGAUCAAACCCUCCCCUAACACGGACGACGCUGGGCCAAUUGUGCGCCGCCCUAUGGGACUCCCAGUCACGGCCGGUUGUGACACAGCCUGGGAUCGAACCUGGGUCUGUAGUGAUGCCUCAAGUACUGCGAUGCAGUGACUUAGACCGCUGCACCACUUGGGAGGCCUUCAUAGUACAUUCUAAAUAGUAUGUAGUAUGAUUAGUACACAGUAUGUACAGGUUACUGACAAAAUAAAGAAAACACCAAAAUAAGUGUCUUAAUAGGGCGUUGUGCCACCACGAGCUGCUAAAACAGCUUCAAUGCACCUUGGCAUAGAUUCUACAAGCGUCUGGAACUCUAUUGGAGGGAUACAACACAAUUUUUCCACGACAAAAUCCAUCAUUUGGUGUUUUGUUGAUGGUGGUGGAAAACUCUGUCUCAGGCGCCGCUCCAGAAUCUCCCUUAAGUGUUCAAUUGGGUUGAGAUCUGGUGACUGAGACGGCCAUGGUAUAUGGUUUAUAUACAGUACCAGUCAAAAGUUUGGACACACCAUUUCAGUGUUUUUCUUGAUUUUUUCUAUAUUGUAGAAUAAUAGUGAAGACAUCAAAACUAUGAAAUAACACAUAUGGAAUCAUGUAGUAACCAAAAAAGUGUUAAACAAGCAGAGGUAACUCUGGGUCUUCCAUUCCUGUGGCGGUCCUCAUGAGAGCCAGUUUCAUCAUAGCGCUUGAUGGUUUUUACGACUGCACUUGAAGAAACUUUCAAAGUUCUUGAAAAGUUCCGUAUUGACUGACCUUCAUGUCUUAAAGUAAUGAUGGACUGUCAUUUCUCUUUGCUUAUUUGAGCUGUUCUUGCCAUAAUAUGGACUUGGUGUUUUACCAAAUAGGGCUAUCUUCUGUAUACCACCCCUACCUUGUCAUAACACAACUGAUUGGCUCAAACACAUUAAGAAGGAAAGAAAUUCCACAAAUUAACUUUUAACAAUGCACACCUGUUAAUUGAAAUUCAUUCCAGGUGACUACCUCAUGAAGUUGGUUGAGAGAAUGUCAUGAGUGUGCAAAGCUGUCAUCAAGGCAAAGGGUGGCUAUUUGAAGACUCUCAAAUAUAAAAUAUAUUUUGAUUUGUUUAACACUUUCUUGGUUACUACAUUAUUCCAUGUGUUAUUUCAUAGUUUUGAUGUCUUCACUAUUAUUCUACAAUGCAAAAUAUAGUAAAAAUAAAGAAAAAGCCUUGAAUGAGUAGGUGUGUCCAAACUUUUGACUGAUAGUGUAGUUCACAUGUUCAUCAAACCAUUCAUUGACCACUCGUGCCCUGUGGAAGGGGGUAGUGUCAAGGAAGAGACCAUUCCUAUCAGGAUAGAAAUGAUUCACCAUAGGUUGAAGGUGAUCACUCAGAAUGACUGUGCAUUUGUUGGCGUUUACCUUGUCCUCUAAGGGGUUGAGUGGACCUUGACUGUGCCAGGAAAAUGCACCCCACACCAUAACAGAGCCGCCAGAACCCUCAUUUACUCAAGUGUUUCCUUUAUUUUGGCAGUUACCUGUAGUUUUAGUAAGCAGUAGGCAAGACAUAUUUUCGACAUGGCCAAAGAUAUUUAUUGUUAUAAAAUACCUUUCUAUGAAGCAUAUGGUGCAAACGUUUUGCUUUGCUGUGGUGUGUGCUAAUGAAUACACCCAGCUGUUCAGUAGAUUGAACAGCUGUAUAAUAAUCAGACAUUCAACUUUGGGCAUUGAACAGUAAAUGCAUAUAGUGUACUUACUGCAAAAUAACAGAACUCACUGCAGACCUUCAUGCUGAGGAUAAAAACACAGAUAUUAUACAUGUGUAAAUAGGCAGAAUCUCUCGCUCUGCUUGAGUGUGUGUGUUUUUGUGCAUAGGGUCCCAGCUGGUCCCUCACAAUGCGCCUCAGGAGUGUUCAGGCCUUGAACGCGGGGGCAUGGAUGUUUGUGGCCUCUCCUCACAGGGUUAAAGGCUCACACUGCAGCAGGGUCCCCCUGCCACACACGCACGCUCACACACGCACACACACAAAUACUGUUUUCCCAGGUUUACGCUCAUGUUUCCAUCCUCUUCCUUCCUUGCAGAGUGAAUGACUGCAUCCUGCGGGUGAAUGAUGCCGACGUAUCUGAGGUGUCCCACAGUAAGGCAGUGGAGGCCCUGAAGGUGGCCGGCUCCAUCGUCAGGCUGUACGUUCGCCGGAGGAGACCCAUGCUGGAAGCUGUCAUUGAGAUUAAACUCAUCAAAGGACCAAAAGGUUGCUACACUCCCUUUCCUCUAUCUGUCUGUCUAUAACCAUGCACAUCCAGUAUCCUUUGUUUUGUUCAGUAUUUUGUCAUUGGGGGUUUUGUACCCACUUCCGUUGGCAGGAAUUGAGAUAAACCCACUGAAAUCAAUGAAACAUGCUACACCGGCCACAGAAGCAGCACAUCAGUGAAGCAGCAAUAACACGAGGUUCGCUUUGCUGAACCAUCUUUUUACGCUUCGAGUCUACUUUCUAGCGCUACAGUUGUCUAUAAAGCGUACCCUACUGAUAUAAGUGGCUUGUGCUUGUGAUCUGGAGGCAGCAGCCUAGAACACUAGACCCCCCUGAGCCUCAACACAUUAUUUUUGAACCUCCACCCUAUUUCUCCUCAGGGCUGGGCUUCAGCAUCGCAGGAGGGGUGGGCAACCAGCACAUCCCGGGGGACAACAGCAUCUUUGUCACUAAGAUCAUAGAUGGAGGUGCAGCACAGAAGGACCAGCGCUUGCAGGUUGGAGACCGGCUGCUUAUGGUAGGUUACUGCAGCUUCCCUAUCCCUGCCCUGCCCUGCCCUGUCCUGCCCUGCCCUGCCCUGCCCUGCCCUGCCCUGCCCUGCCCUGCCCUGCCCUGCCCUGCCCUGCCCUGCCCUGCCCUGCCCUGCCCUGCCCUGCCCUGCCUGCCCUGCCCUGCCCUGCCUGCCCUGCCCUGCCCUGCCCUGCCCUGCCCUGCCCUGCCCUGCCCUGCCCUGCCCUGCCCUGCCCUGUCCUGCCUGCCCUGCCCUGCCCUGCCCUGCCCUGCCCUGCCCUGCCCUGCCCUGCCCUGCCCUGCCCUGCCCUGCCCUGCCCUGCCCUGCCCUGCCCUGCCCUGCCCUGCCCUGCCCUGCCCUGCCCUGCCCUGCCCUGUCCUGCCCUGCCCUGCCCUGCCCUGCCCUGCCCUGCCCUGCCCUGCCCUGCCCUGUCCUGCCCUGCCCUGCCCUGCCCUGCCCUGCCCUGCCCUGCCCUGCCCUGCCCUGCCCUGUCCUGCCCUGCCCUGCCCUGCCCUGCCCUGCCCUGCCCUGUCCUGCCCUGCCCUGCCCUGCCCUGCCCUGCCCUGCCCUGCCCUGCCCUGUCCUCAUCCCUAAUAAGUGGACCAAUAACAUACUGUACUGUGAAAGCGUUGUACAGCAUAACAACCUUCAUAACACAUGUAUUCAACAUAAUUCAUAAGGGUUUUCAAAAUAAAAUAGCGGUUUAUUUAUUUACAUUUUAGCCAUUUAGCAGAUUGUCUUAUCCAGAGCGACUAGGGUUAAGUGCCUUGCUCAGGGGCACAUUGACAGAUUUUUCACCUAGUUGGCUCGGGGAUUCAAAGCAGCGACCUUUCGGUUACUGGCCCAACGCUCCUAACCGCUAGGCUACCUGCCUCCAUUGUACAACGGAGGAGUGAAUAGUGUUUCAGAAGGUUGGGUACUCUGACAGUAAAAUAUACAUUUCCGUUGUAUAAUGGAUAAAUGAAGAGCUAUUUAAUAGGACUUUUAUUUUGAAAACUCCUUGUGAAGGAUGUUGAAUAAAUGUGUUUUGAAGGUUGUUAUCCAAUAUAAUUAUUUCACAGUAAUACACCAAGGUAUUACGUUGUAGCAACACACCCUUUUUCAGAAGAGUGAGUCACUUAAACAUGGUUUAAUUCAACUAGCUACAUCCCUGCUGCCUCCAGCUCCGGGGGAUCCCUAGCCAUCGUAAUCUGCACUUGGCAGCACCAAGUAACAUGAUGUCGGUCUGGCAUGUGAGGAGUGGAACAUGAGGUUUAACCGUCUUACGCAAUGCCUGUGAUUUUCUCCAUGUUCUCUCCACCCCCACAGGUGAACAACUACACUCUGGAAGAGGUCUCCCACGAGGAGGCAGUAGCCAUACUGAAGAACACGUCUGACGUUGUGUACCUGAAGGUGGGCAAGCCCACCAGUGGUUACUUAUCAGAUCCCUAUGGGCCACCUGAUAUCACGCACUGUGAGUUUGUCACCUCUUUUUCAACCCUCUACCCACCCGUGCUCCGGGGUGAAGUUUCCCCUAGCUACAGAUCUACGAUCCGCUUCCCCUUCCCCCAUCCUAACCUUAAGUGUGGGGCAAUGCAAAACUGACCGAAGAUCACCGUCUAGUGGCAACUUUACCCUAGUCCCCCACCUGUAGAGACACAAUUUUAGUUUGUAGUCCGAAUAGUGUACAAGAGGGCAGCACUUAAAUGACAGAUUAAUCCUGUAUGAGUAACCUCUACUGUUCUAGAUCAGGACAGUAAUCUUUCACUUCGUUUCACUCUGAUGCAGCGUGUUUGUUCAACUCUUUAGUAUCAUCCCUGAGUUUAGAUAGAGCCUCAAUUUGAAUGUGAUGAGUGUUGUGAUUGUUUUUGAGUACAUAGUGUACAGUAUAUUUAUUUGAACUUCCUCCCUUGCCAUGUAAAUUUGAAUGCCAAAGCAUUGGAUUUAGUAAUAUUUCUAUUGUGUUUUUAGAUUCAUAUUCUGUCAAUGUUCCAACAUUGUGUGAGCCUCCAAACUAAAUUAUAUGUAUUUGAUUAAUUGAUUGGUUGAUUGAUACGUGUAGUCAUUAGCUGAAUGCUAAAGUCUGAUGAGCAAUGUACACAAUUGUUUUCUUUCCAGCGUUCUCUCCAGCAAUGGAAAAUCAUAUAUCUUCCAUGGGCAACAACGGCACUCUGGAGUACAAGUGCAGUCUUCCCCCCAUGCCCAUCUCCCCUGGAAGGUACUCCCCCCUCCCAAAACACUUACUCGGGGAAGAGGACAUAAACAGGUUGGAUGGUUUUUCCUUCUUAAGGUAAUUACAUCCCUUCUUACCAGACGCCAGUAGUAUUACAGGUAGAGCCUCUGUCACCCCACCCCACCCGUGUUCUAUGGAAACUCAAAAGCAAUCUUAGAUGACGUUACAAGUUGUGUUGGCAUUGAUUGCUUUGGGGAUUUGCCCCUACCUCCCUUCCCACCUCUUUGGUCCCUGCUGUUUUCGUCCUGUGCUCUGUGUUUUGCACUCGCGAGUCCUGUUUUUCCACUGUGUUGUCUUGUAGCACUGUUUUUAUUCUGGCGGUACAUUGUAGAGAUACAUGUGAAGAUAUGCUGAAGGGUGGCAUGGUCAUUGUGUGCACCUUUACAACAUUGCUGUAGGUUUUUAAGCUUGCUCUUUGAAUCUAACAAUAUAAAGUAUGUAGAAAUGGGCCAGACUAUUACGGAUCUGAAUAAUUAAUUCAACUUAACGGUCCAAUGCAGCCAUUUUUAUCUCAAUUUCAAAUAAUUUCUGGGUAAUUGAUUUUCCACUUAAGUUUCUACUAAAGGAGAGAAGUGGAGUGUUAUGCUGGAGUGAUAUAUUGAUGAGGCUUGUGGUGAUGUCGAAUUAUCCUGCCGGUCGCUGUAUAGAUCUGCAUUUUGUCUCUGACGCAUGGUAGACGUGUUACUCCAAGCAAAAUCCAGGCUGUGUGUUGAUUGGCUCAGUGCUCAGGCGAAUUCAGAGCAACAAGAAAUGACUUAGCAGUUCUUAGGGAGAAAAUAUGUUUCAGACCUGUCAUCGGUGUUCUAAGACCAGAAAGACAGUCUCUUGAUCACUACAAGAGGUACUAAGACAACUGCAAGUCAAUUUAGUAACUUCCUACUGUACCACAUCAAUCGAAUUUGUCUUCUUGAUGUGUUUCAUAACUGAAACAGAAUGCAUAAGUACUAGAGUGCCAAAUCAUUUCAAUAUAUAUUUUAAUCUGCACAGUUUUGCAUCUGUAAAAAAAAGCCUAUGACUUUUAAUAAAAAUGCUGUCUGAUUCUGUCAUUAUAAUGUUGUGUUCUAGUUCAAAGUUUCAUACAGUUGAGCAUUUAAUAGAUGGUUUGGUAUAGAAAAGCACACUGGACUUUAAUUCGGAUGGUGGCCCCACUAGUUAACAGGGUUGGGGUCAAUUUGAAUUGAAGUCAGUAAAUUCAGGAAGUGAUUAGAAUUUAACCUUUUUUUCAAUUAUUGAAUAGGAAUUGAAGUUUACUUCCUGAAUUGACUGACCAAUUAAAAUUGACCCCAACCCUCCUAGCUUAUGGAGAACCAAACCUGCCAUAAAUAAAUGCACAUAUAAAUAGAUAAAUACAUGAAUAAAUAAAUAUAUUCACACAUAAAUAAAUAAAUAAAUGGAUGAAUGAAUGUACACAUAAAUAGAAUAGAAUAUAAUUAUUACCCCUUUCAUUCAUUUUAUUCAUCUAUAUUGACUUCAUUUAUUUAUUUCUGUAUUUCUUGAUAAUGAGGGGGUGUCAAGAAAACAUAUGUGGGUGGUAUCUAAUACACCAUUGGUUGAUCAAUGUCACGGCGUGUUGCUCGAUUGCAUUAUUGAAGAAUGAAAAUGAAGUCACCUUUCACUGCUAGGCAAAUCCCCGCCAUAUCUUAGCUCAUUGGUCACCAUAGCAACACCCACCCGUAGUAUGGAGUACUAAAAAUAUACCAAAAUGGCACACAAAAAUGCACAGAAAUGCACACAUGAUGGACAUAUUCUGCACACAAAUCAUUACUGAUUUGAUCACUCAUUCACUCACUCACUGACUCACUCGUUACAUUAGUUAAACGUAAGGUGCUACAUUAUUGAUCCAUAUCAACCAUGAACCUUUAGCAAUUAGGACUUUGGCAUUUUAUAAAUGCAUUAGGUACAUGGUGGUCCCUCUUGUGGUCUCUUUUGUAAGGAAUUUCUUUCUGUUUAUCAAGUCCAGCAAUUCUCCCUGACCAAACACUUUGUGUCAUCCUCUGUAGCAUACGUCCAACUGUUUGUUUUGUCAAACACAAAAAAACACGUGCAUGAUUUUCUUCAUUUAGUUUUUAUGCUAAAUGCCUACAAACUAUAUUUUAAAUAUAAGGCUAUUGGUGUUCGUAAUUCUAAUUCAUAAAACCAAGUAAAAUCUAAUUUUGUUUGCAGUUUCUUUAAGUUUUCUUGGCAUUGCCUCUCUGAUUCUGACUCUGUUAUUGCUCUUCCUUUAUUGGUCUCAUCUCUUCCUCAAUCAGAAAUGCCUCGAUAGAUGAUGGGGAAGCUCACAGGUUUGAGUCGCAGCACUUCCAGUUGAGGUGAGAAAUUUCAAAAUGGCCGCUGACUUGGCCCUCAUGUUUGCCCUCCCAUUCCAUCUGUGACACAUCUCUUUCCUAAUUUUGUCCUUAAAUACAACACGGCCUAUACAGUGGGCAACAUUUUUAUGUGCAAAAGUAAUGUAAAAAUAAAACAAAUUACCAUAUACCUCAUUGUAAUCUGGCAGUGUGCUUUAAAUUGAAACUCAACAACUUGCGUUAUAAAGAGGUGUCUAUUUAUGUAGAUUUCUUUUAUUUAUUUAACCAGUAAAAUCCCAUUGAGACACAGGGUCUCUUUUGCAAGGGAGACCUGUCCAAGUAAGCAGCAGCAUUCAAUACAACAUUACACAAUUUUAAAAACAUAAAUGCAGGCUACAGAGGUAGAGAGAAAGAGUUUACCCAGAAUGUAAAUGAACACGUAUCAAUAUCUGCGCACGUAAAGCGAGGUCCAACCCACCAUUUGGUUCAAGGUGCAAUGGUGGGUGAGUGACUUGCCAUUUGUAACAAAAGGAUGCAUGAUCAACAGAGUCCAGUCUCUUUAACACAGAAGAGGCUGUAUGUGUAUACAAUAAGUCUAAUUUUACUGAGCUCAAGUUAAAUAUACAGUCAAAAGUUUGGACACACCUACUCAUUCAAGGGUUAUUCUUAAUUUUUUACUAUUUUCUACAUUGUAGAACAAUAGUGAAGACAUCAAAACUAUGAAAUAACACAUAUGGAAUCAUGUAGUAACCAAAAAAUUGUUAAACAAAUCAAAAUAUAUUUUAUAUUUGAGACCCUUUGCCUUGAUGACAGCUUUGCACACUCUUGGCAUUCUCUGAACCAGCUUCACCUGGAAUGCUUUUCCAACAGUCUUGAAGGAGUGCCUUGCAAAAGUAUUCAUCCCUCUUGCCGUUUUUCCUAUUUUGUUGCAUUACAACCUGUAAUUUAAAUAUAUUUUUAUUUGGAUUUAAUGUAAUGGACAUACACAAAAUAAACCAAAUUGGUGAAGUGAAAUUAAAGAAAUAACUUGUUUAAAAAAAUUCUACAAAAUUUAUAAUGGAAAAGUGGUGCUGGCAUAUGUAUUCACCCCCUUUGCUAUGAAGCCCCUAAAUAAGAUCUGGUGCAACCAAUUACCUUGUGGACUUUAGUUAAAUAAAGUCCACAUGUGUGCAAUCUAAGUGUCACAUGAUCUAUCACAUGAUCUCAGUAUAUAUACACUUGUUCUGAAAGGCCCCAGAGUCUGCAACACCACUAAGCAAGGGGCACCACCAAGCAAGCAGCACCAUGAAGACCAAGGAGCUCUCCAAACAGGUCAGGGACAAAGUUGUGGAGAAGUACAGAUCAGGGUUGGGUUAUAAAAAAAUAUCUGAAACUUUGAACAUCCCACGGAGCACCAUUAAAUCCAUUAUUAAAAAAUGGAAAGAAUAUGGCACCACAACAAACCUGCCAAGAGAGGGCCGCCCACCAAAACUCACGGACCAGGCAAGGAGGGCAUUCAUCGGAGAAGCAACAAAGAGACCAAGAUAACCCUGAAGGAGCUGCAAAGCUCCACAGCAGAGAUUGGAGUAUCUGUCCAUAAGACCACUUUAAGCUGUACACUCCACAGAGCUGGGCUUUACGGAAGAGUAGCGAGAAAAAAAGCCAUUGCUUAAAGAAAAAAUAAGCAAACACGUUUGGUGUUCGCCAAAAGGCAUGUGGGAGACUCCCCAAACAUAUGGAAGAAGGUACUCUGGUCAGAUAAGACUAAAAUUGAGCUUUUUGGCCAUCAAGGAAAACGCUAUGUCUGGCGCAAACCCAACACCUCUCAUCACGCCAAGAAUACCAUCCCCACAGUAUAGCAUGGUGGUGGCAGCAUCAUGCUGUGAGGAUGUUUUUCAUCGGCAAGGACUGGGAAACUGGUCAGAAUUGAAGGAAUGAUGGAUGGUGCUAAAUACAGGGAAAUUAUUGAGGGAAACCUGUUUCAGUCUUCCAGAGAUUUGAGACUGGGACGGAGGUUCACCUUCCAGCAGGACAAUGACCCUAAGCAUACUACUAAAACAACACUCAAGUGGUUUAAGGGGAAACAUUUAAAUGUCUUGGAAUGGCCAAGUCAAAGCCCAGACCUCAAUUCAAUUGAGAAUCUGUGGUAUGACUUAAAGAUUGCUGUACACCAGCGGAACCCAUCCAACUUGAAGGAGCUGCAGCGGUUUUGCCUUGGAGAAUGGAAAGAACUCCCAGUGGCUAGAUGUGCCAAGCUUAUAGAGGCAUACCCCAAGAGACUUCCAGCUAUAAUUGCUGCAAAAGGUGGCUCUACAAAGUAUUGACUUUGGGGGUGUGAAUAGUUAUGCACGCUCAAGUUUUCAGUUUUUUUGUAUUAUUUCUUGUUUGUUUCACCCCAAAAUAUAUUUUGUGUCUUCAAAGUGGUAGGCAUGUUGUGUAAAUCAAAUGAUACAAACCCCCCAAAAAUCAAUUUUUAUUCCAGGUUGGAAGGCAACAAAAUAGGAAAAAUGCCAAGGGGGGUGAAUACUUUCGCAAGGCAUUGUAUGCUGAGAACUUGUUGGCUGCUUUUCCUUCACUCUGCAGUCCAACUCAUCCCAAACCAUCUCAAUUGGGUUGAUGUCAGGUGAUUGUGGAGGCCAGGUCAUCUGAUGCAGCACUCCAUCACUCUCCUUCUUGGUCAAAUAGCCCUUACACAGCCUGGAGGUGUGUUGGGUCAUUGUCCUGUUGAAAAAUGAAUGAUAGUCCCACUAAGCCCAAACCAGAUGGGAUGUCGUAUCGCUGCAGAAUGCUGUGGUAGCCAUGCUGGUUAAUUGUGCCUUGAAUUCUAAAUAAAUCACACCAGCAAAGCACCCCCACACCAUAACACCUCCUCCUCCAUGCUUUACAGUGGGAAAUACACAUGCGGAUAUCAUCCGUUCACCCACAGCACGUCUCACAAAGACACGGCGGUUGGAACCAAAAAUAUCAAAUUUGGACUCCAGACAAAAGGACAAAUUUCCACCGGCCUAAUGUCCGUUGCUGGUGUUUCUUGGCCCAAGCAAGUCUCUUCUUCUUAUUGGUGUCCUUUAAUAGUGGUUUCUUUGUAGCAAUUUGACCAUGAAGGCCUGAUUCACAUAGUCUCCUCUGAACAGUUGAUGUUGAGAUAUGUCUGUGACUUGAACUCUGUGAAGCAUUUAUUUGGGCUGCAAUUUCUGAGGCUGGUAACUCUAAUGAACUUAUCUUCUGCAGCAGAGUUAACUCUGGGUCUUCCUUUACUGUGGCGGUCCUCAUGACAGCCAGUUUCAUCAUUGCACUUACAUUACAUUUACAUUUACAUCAUUUAGCAGACACUCUUAUCCAGAGCGACUUACAAAUUGGUGCAUUCAACCUAUGAUAGCCAGUGGGACAACCACUUUUUUAUUUUAAUUUAUUUAAUUGUAUUUAUUUUGGGGGUGGGGGAAGAAGGAUUACUUUAUAUUAUUCCAGGUAUUCCUUAAAGAGGUAGGGUUUUAAGUGUCUCCGGAAGGUGGUCAGUGACUCCGCUAUCCUGGCGUCGUGGGGGAGCUUGUUCCACCAUUGGGGUGCCAGAGCAGCGAAUAGCUUUGACUGGGCUGAGCGGGAACUGUGCUUCCGUAGAGGUAGGGGAGCUAGCAGGCCAGAGGUGGAUGAACGUAGUGCCCUCAUUUGGGUGUAGGGUCUGAUCAGAGCCUGAAGGUAAGGAGGUGCCGUUCCCCUCACAGCUCCGUAGGCAAGCACCAUGGUCUUGUAGUAGAUGCGAGCCUCAACUGGAAGCCAGUGGAGUGUGCGGAGGAGCGGGGUGACAUGAGAGAACUUGGGAAGGUUGAACACCAGACGGGCUGCAGCGUUCUGGAUAAGUUGUAGGGGUUUAAUGGCACAGGCAGGGAGCCCAACCAAUAGCGAGUUGCAGUAAUCCAGACGGGAGAUGACAAGUGCCUGGAUUAGGACCUGUACCGCUUUCUCUGUAAGGUAGGGUCCUUCUCUGCAAAUGUUGUAGAGCAUAAACCUGCAGGAUCGGUUCACCGCUUUGAUGUUAGCAGAGAACGACAGGGUAUUGUCCAGGGUCACACCAAGGUUCUUUGCACUCUGGGAGGAGGACACAAUGGAGUUGUCAACCGUGAUGGCUAUAUCAUGGAGUGGGCAGUCCUUCCCCGGGAGGAAGAGCAGCUCCGUCUUGCCGAGGUUCAGCUUGAGGUGGUGAUCCGACAUCCACACUGAUAUGUCUGCCAGACAUGCAGAGAUGCGAUUCGCCACCUGGUUAUCAGAAGAUAUGACAGAGCCAAGUGACUUGGUGUAUAAAGAGAAUAGGAGAGGGCCUAGAACUGAGCCCUGUGGGACACCAGUGGUGAGAGCACGUGGUGCGGAGACAGAUUCUCGCCACGCUACCUGGUAGGAGCGACCUGUCAGGUAGGACGCAAUCCAAGAGUGAGUAGCGCUGGAGAUGCCCCACUCGGAGAGGGUGGAGAGGAGGAUGUGAUGGUUCACAGUAUCAAAGGCAGCGGAUAGGUCUAGAAGGAUAAGAGCAGAGGAGAGAGAGUUAGCUUUAGCAGUGCGGAGAGCCUCCGUGACACAGAGAAGAGCAGUCUCAGUUGAAUGACCAGUCAUGAAACCUGACUGGUUUGGAUCAAGAAAGUAAUUCUGAGAGAGAUAGCAGGAGAGUUGGCUAGAGAAGGCACGCUCAAGAGUUUUGGAGAGAAAAGAAAGAAGGGAUACUGGUCUGUAGUUGUUGACAUCGGAGGGAUCGAGUGUAGGUUUUUUGAGGAGGGGUGCAACUCCAUGGCCAGUGGUCAAGGAUGAGUUGAUGAGCAAGGUGAGGUAAGGGAGAAGGUCUCCGGAAAUGGUCUGGAGAAGAGAGGAGGGGAUAGGGUCAAGCGGGCAGGUUGUUGGGCGGCCGGCCGUCACAAGUCGCAAGAUUUCACUUGAUGGUUUUUGCGACUGCACUUGAAGAAACUUUCAAAGUUCUUGAAAUGUUCCGUAUUGACUGACCUUCAUGUCUUAAAGUAAUGAUGGACUGUAAUUUCUCUUUGCUUAUUUGAGCUGUUCUUGCCAUAAUAUGGACUUGGUCUUUUACCAAAUAGGGCUAUCUUCUGUAUACCGCCCCUACCUUGUCACAACACAACUGAUUGGCUCAAACGCAUUAAGAAGGAAAUAAAUUCCACAAAGUAACUUUUAAGAAGGCACACCUGUUAAUUGAAAUGCAUUCCAGGUGACUACCUCAUGAAGCUGUCAUCAAGGCAAAGGGUGGCUACUUUGAAGAAUCUGAAAUAUAAAAUAUAUAUUUUGAUUUGUUUAACACUUUUUUGGUUACUACAUGAUUCCAUGUGUUAUUUCAUAGUUUUGAUGUCUUCACUAUUAUUCUACAAUGUAGAAAAUAAUAAAAAUUAAGAAAAACCCUGGAAUGAGUAGGUGUGUCAACUUUUGACUGGUACAGUAUAUAUAUAACUGUAAACAGGGAUGCAAACUCAGACAGCACAUUUAAUAUAUAUAUAUAUAUAUAUAUAUAUAUAUAUAUAUAUAUAUAUUAAAUGUGCUGUCUGAGUUUGCAUCCCUGUUUACAGUUCUCAUGUCAGUGUUUCUGUUCAAAGUAACCUUUUUUGCCCUGAAAAGGCUUUAGUAAUGUACUCUGAAUGCCCUUUGACAAAAUCAGUGAUAAAAAUAAAGAAAUUAAGCUUAAAGUUUUUCGGAUUUUACAUGAAUGAAUAAAGUUUUUUUCCGAUAUGUGGCUGGCUAACGCACCAUACACCUCGUAGUAGGCUUUCCUUUCCUGGUACUAUCAUGGUUCAAAACACUUUGGUUCAUACUAAAAACUAGUUUUUACAUUUUUGCUUAGUCUCAAAGAUAUAGCGGAUGGAAAACUCACUAGAGCGCUAAUGCUAAGGCUAUCUUGGUGUGUAAGACUGCAGGAGGGCUCUCUGUGCCACAGCAUGGGGGGUGGAAGAAUGCUGAUUAUAUUUUACCCUGGAAAGUGGAAUUCAAAUUCUGUAGAUGUUUUGCAUUUAAAACAACAAAAACCUGAGUGCACAUGUACAUGCUUUAUAAACCAAGUAAAGGUUUGCUUCUUCUUUCCUUUUUCACUCCUGCAACAUAGGUGUUAUUUCUCUCUCUCUCUCUCUCUCUCUCUCUCUGUGUCUGUACUAACCACUUUCUCUGCUCUUUUCUCCUACCCACCAGGCCUCCUGAGCCAGUUUACAGCACUGUGAACAAAGCACCUUCUCCCCGCCACUAUUCCCCCGUGGAGUGUGACAAAAGCCUCCUCCACUCCAUACCCUUCCCUCACUAUCACUUAGGCCUGCUCCCUGACUUCGAGAUCACC